This is a messenger RNA of Knipowitschia caucasica, 639 nucleotides long. The record is from the annotation of a GenBank genome assembly. Lineage: Eukaryota; Metazoa; Chordata; Actinopteri; Gobiiformes; Gobiidae.
AUGGACACGCUUUACCACCAAACUAACAAACAAAUUCAGGAGGUCCAAUCACUGAUGGGAAACCUGGAGCGAACAGACCGUCAGUCAGUACACUUAUUAGAAAAUGAGCUGUUGGGAAGAAUCGAGCAGAUCUUCAAUCACUUAGAACGCCUUGAGAUCCUCGCCAGCAAAGAGCCACCAAACCGCCGGCAGAACGCUAAAUUGCGAGUGGACCAGCUUAAAUAUGACACUCAGCACAUUCGGACUGGUUUGCAAAACUUUCAACACAGACGAUACACGAGAGAAGCCCAGGAGCGCGAGAGAGAGGAGCUGAUAAGCCGGACCUACACCACAAAUGAUGCCGAUACUUCCAUACCCAUCGACGAGACCCUACAGUUAAACACAAACUUGAACAGCGCUCAUCGAGGCAUGGACGACCUGCUGGGCAGCGGCAGCAGCAUCCUCAACGGGCUCAGAGACCAGAGAGGCACACUCAAGGGAACCCAUAAGAAGAUGUUGGAUGUGGCAAACAUGUUGGGGCUUUCGAACACCGUGAUGAGGCUAAUAGAGCGGAGGGCGACGCAGGACAAGCUGAUCAUGAUCGGAGGGAUGCUGGCGACUUGUGUCUUCAUGUUCCUGGUGAUCAGAUACCUCGGCUGA